Molecule: messenger RNA, 1461 nt
Organism: Penicillium egyptiacum
Lineage: Eukaryota; Fungi; Ascomycota; Eurotiomycetes; Eurotiales; Aspergillaceae
Source: the annotation of a GenBank genome assembly
AUGUCUGCAACACCAGUGGACCCUUAUCGAGGCUUCAUGGUUAACUACGCUCCUCAUGGCAGUGGUAAAGAUGCGAGCCGGGAGGAUAUCAUUCCCUACGGUGCGGCGCAGUUGCUCCAAGAUAGGCCUACUGAACUUCGCUACCACUCUGAUAUAACCCAGCCACCCCUUGGUUCUCCAUCGACGUUUAUCACAAACCACUCGCCGCCACGUCAGCUGCGGUCGCAUUACAACACACACGGGUAUAGACUCUCCCCAAUCCAGGGUAGCAGAAAACGACGACGUACCGACAAUGAGCCUGAGGCCUGUGAAGACACUGAUCACACUUAUGGGUACCGACCUAUCUUGCAAAAUCUACCCAUGGGUGACCCGUCGGCUCAAUCAGGCGAACCAGCCGACCUGACGUACGCUGCUCAUGUCGGCCCUUCGUCUUCCCACCAGACAUCGAACCAGGACUACCUCCAGGCUGCUCUCCCGCAACAACAUCACCACCAUCGGCUACCACCCCAAGCAUUUGGUGCGGCCUCCGCUGGUCAGGGCUCCGAACCAUACCAGCCGCAAAUCGACCGUAGCUUCAUGAACCUUCCAGGCGUGCCUGCACCAUACCCUGAGCCAAAGGCACCAAAGACCAGAUUUGGUCACAAGGAAGAUGAGAUGUUGAUAGCCCUCAAGGAGCAUUGGAAGUUUUCGUGGAGGCAGAUCGAGUGCUUCUUCCCAGGGCGAAAACAACAAACAUUGCAAGUCCGUUACUGUACCAAAUUGAAGGAAAGGGACGUGGUCUGGGAUGAUGCCUUGGACCAGAAGCUGAAAAGGGCACUGGAGGACUAUGAGGACAACAAAUGGGCGCACAUUGCCCGGAAGCUUGGACCUGGUAUACCACCAGCGGCGUCCUCCGGCCUCGCAAGGCGCUCGCCUGCCCGCGCUUUCACCCUCGCCCAGCGCCCCUUCUCUUCCUCCAUCAUUCGCUCCAACGGGAAGAAGUGGCUUCCCAAGCAGGAGGGCAAGAUCCUGACUUUCGAUGAGAUCAAGGGCGAGAACGACCUCUUUGCUCCCGGUGCCAAGCCCGGUACCAUUCCCACCGAUCUCGAACAGGCCACCGGUCUCGAGCGUCUGGAACUCAUCGGAAAGAUGCAGGGCAUUGACAUCUUCGACAUGCGUCCCCUUGAUGCCUCCCGCAAGGGCACACUCGAAGACCCCAUCAUCGUCAACAGCGCCGGUGAUGAGCAGUACGCCGGUUGCACCGGUUUCCCCGCAGACUCCCACCAGGUCAACUGGCUGACCGUUUCCCGCGAGCGCCCCAUCGAGCGCUGCCUCGAGUGCGGCAACGUGAUCAAGAUGAACUACAUCGGACCCGAGGAGGACCCCCAUGCCCACGACCACGACCACGGUCACCACCACCCUCCUCACGUCGAGCCCAAGACCUUCGCCGACUACGUCAAGCCCGACUACUGGUACCGGUAA